CACUUCCCUCGCCCCGCCUCGCGCGCCCUUCGCCGGAGCCUCAGAGGGUGGCCGCGCGGCGUGCGUCCGGGGCUGCAGUCAUGGGGCUCGGGUCGAAUUCCUCCGUGCGGGGUAAGAGCGUGCAAGGUCGCGGGAUUGCAGCGGCGCCCUUGCAAGGGGGGGCGUUUAGGGGGCGGGUUAUGUGGGUUUCUCCGUGGUUCCCGAGCAAUUCUUUCCUCCCUUUUACCCGCGUUGCCAACCGAAAGAGAGAGACCUGUUACCUUAGCGCGGGGCCCUGUGUGCCAUGCAGUUCUCUUUCCCCGUAAAAACAGGCAUCUUCACGGCCGGGGAAAGAGAAAAGGCUCCGGGAAUGCGGCGCCUGCAACGAGGCGGGCGGGGCAUAGUCUUUUUUUCAUAAAGUGGACCCAGCCUGACUGUAUAGGGGGCGAGCAGUUUUGCACCUGCGACCUCUGCAGCUCCCCUAGGCUUUUAUUUGCAGUGACCUUCAGCAGUUCUUUCCCCUCCAGGGCUCCGGUCGCCGCUGUGGAGCGUUGCGCUGCGCAGCAGCAGCGAUGCCCCGAGGCUUCUUCCUCCUUCCCUCCUCGGCUCAUCUUCGCAGGCGUUGGCCAAGCGCUCGCCUUUCUCCCCGCACCUGCUUGCUCCGCGGGAGCCCUCGGGCGCCGCGCACUUCCGACAGCCGGGUUUCCCUGCCUGACCUCUGCCUCUCCCGCUCGCUUCUGCGCCGAGAACAAAGGAACUCGUGACUGCGCUGCAAAUGCCAAGCAUUUCGGCUGCUGGAAUUGUUGUCUCGGGUCUUUAAGCUGAGGCCCCGCGUUCCUAGCCGGAAUUUGGCUCUUUUUGGAAGGGGGCGUGGUGAAGCUCGGCCUCUGAACUGCUCGUGGUGGACGCCCUUGAAGCGCCUUUAACUAAUACCUUUGGGGAUUAGUGGGGUAGUUUAGUGCUCCUGCUGGGGGAAAUGUAACUAGGUGUCGGUUUGAGAAAGGUUGCAUUCAGGCGCCUGCUCCUAAGGGGAGAGGCUUCAGGGUUUCGUUUGCCUAAAAGGCGCACUUUGAUGCGAGGGCUGGCUUUUUGGUCAAUAGUGAUCAGAGGGCACUUGGCACAUAGUCAGAAACUGGCUGGGAUUCUCUCCUGUUUUUACUUGUAAGAUUUAGCAAACCAACAUCAACUAAGGGUGCUGAUUGCUAAUUCAUAUUUUGGAAAACUAUUGCCCAGCUUUGAAAAGAAGAAAAGAUUCUAAAGCAGGAUUCCUCAAACUCGGCCCGCCAGAUUUAUUUUUUUUUUUGGCCUACAACUCCCAUGAUUCCUAGCUAGCAGGACCAGUGGUCAGGGAUGAUGGGAAUUGUAGUCUCAAAACAUAUGGAGGGCUGAGUUUGAGGAAGCUUGUUCAGAAUCUAAAGGGACCUAACUAUUCUUUGAUCCUGGAUAAGUAACAAUCUUUCAAGUUCCAGGAUAUGUAGAGCAAAACUGUCAUCUUGUGAUGAAAAACAGGAUAAAGCAGCCGGGUGCUGUACAACAACACUAAAUAAAGCACUAUUGCUGUAAUAGCUGUUUUCAGUAUUUGUGUUAUUCCCUACUCCAUGUCAAGUCUCCCAAUUUCAGGCCUUAAUUUCUGGGCAUUCACAUCUCUAAGGACACCUGAUGCACACCCAGAGUUGUAAUUUUUUGUAGGUGUCUCUGUCCAGCAUUUUUGGCAGGUGCCUGUCGGGAUCAUAUGUUAUAUAGCUCAUUCCUUUUGUAUAUGAUAUACAAGGCAGGCAGAGAUAAAGAAGAGGGAGUAAAUAGAAUACUUUUGGUGCAGAUGGAGUUUCUGCCAUGCCCUCCAAUAUGUUGCAGUUUCCAAGAUGGUUGUCCAGGAAGCCUUUUGCAGAGCUUAGUCUUAUUCUCUGCUCAGCAUAAAAUAUCUCCGGUUGUGUGAUAGGAUUUUUCCAGACAAUUUUUAUAGGGAAAAUUCUUUUGUAAAUUAGGGUAAUUUGCAAAUGAGAAAAUCUUCCAUUUGCUUUAGUAAAUUUUCUGAUGUCCCAGAUCUAGAGAAUAACCUAAUUCAACAUGCUUAUCUUACUUUUCUUUAGUAGACAAAGCUAAAAACUCCGAAACCUCCAAGUCUGGCUAAUGGCAUCUAUUCUGUAUUACUAAUGAGCUUCUGGAAUGGAACAUUUUCUGCAGAAAAAGAACUGGGUGUUCUCAAAACAUUUUGAUUCUAACGGUAGUCAGUCUUUCUAAAACACUGCCUUCAUACUGCGACCACACAUUGUAAACACAACUUUCUACCAUGUCUUCGCUAACAACUUUAUCUCUUCCCACCUCCCUUCAUUUAAUACUGAGCUUGAGAAGAAUUCUGUGAUGAUUCUGCAAAAGCAGCCCACUUCUGGUUUUUGUUCUUAAGCUGGUCCAGAUAAAAGUGUUAUGGAUUUGCACAUAGGUGUUAGGGACCAGUUGGUGGAGCUUAAGCUUCCUACACUCUGGAAUAUUUUUGGUCUGCCUGGAAGCCCUGCUGAAGCUUCUAGGGUAAAUAUGUUGGUUGUGUUGACUGCCCCCCUUGCUUUAGUGCAGGGGUGGAGAACUUCCAGCUGGCAGGCCUGAUUAGGCCUACCAGGCAUCCUCAUUUGGCCUAUGAGACCGUUUUGGCCAAGCUGCAGUAACUUUCUCUGUACCUGAUGCUGUGCAUGAGGUCAGGGCAGGUGAAAACCUGGUUUAGCUGAAAGUGUGUUUAUUUGCACUGCUGAUCAGCACUUUGAAAGGAACUUCUGAAGAUCCAAUAAUUGGCUGAUUGUCAGAAGCCCCUUUCAAAGCCCUGCACAAAAUAGUGUUUUGAGAAAGGGUUCUGAAGACCACCUCUGAGCAAAAAAGGCCAGUGGACCUCAUUGUGACAUCAGCUGAUUGACAGAUGGGGGAGAUAACAAUCUGGCCUGCUGGGCUAAAAAUGUUCCUACUCCUACUUUAGUGGAACUCCUGAUUCAACGUAAUGCCUUCUGUUGAAAUAACAGUGUGGACAAGGUAUAAAGAAUUAUUGCACAAGAUUGCAUCUUCAGGGUUGCUAAUCCAAACACAUAAAUCCCAAUGCAGUCAGUGGGAUUUUUAGAAUUUUUAAUUGGGAAAUAUUUGCUUGUUUGCAAAGUUAAUCACCUCUGGUUAGCCUGGAAGCUAGUAACAUGUAUUGUGUCAAUGAUUGUGAUUGAUGAAUAGGUUGACUUCUCUUUCCUCAACAGAGUACUAGAUUAAUAAUAAAUAAAUGUACUAGUGACCUUAUUUUUACCUGCCGGAUAAUAUUGGAAUUCCUUCUCUUCCUAUUAGAACCAUUUCCAGGUUAUCUCUUGUCUCAAUAUGUAGUUCUAUGUAACUCUUUAGAUCUAACUUACUUGUUUCUCAUUUUGGCAUUCCUUAAAGUCCUGUGUUAGCUACAUUUUUGACCUUUUGAAAAUAGUACUUACCGUACUUGGAAAUGGUUGUGCCCUAAGUUGCAUAGAGAGGGGGAAGAAGUCUUGAGGGUUAAUCAUUUCCUUGAGAAGGGAAACACGAUUUCUAGUAUUCCAAAGUUUAUUUACCCCUUCUACUGGGUCUACACAAAAGAAAUGAGGUGGUUCCUUUCCAUGAGUGUCAGAACAAAAACUAAAGCUACAAUCGUAUAUUUGAACUUGAUCAAACUCACCACUUGGUUUAGAAUAGCAUUUUAGGGGUUGAAUCCAACUAGGUUUUACUUGGAGCUAGACCCACUGAAAUCAAUGGACUCAUGUUAACUAUGUCCAUUAAUUUCAAUAUCUGUAUUCAGAAUAGGUCUAACAUUAGAUGUAACCCUAAGGCGCUAAUCCUGUGCACACUUUGGAAGCAAAAUCUUUCUGUGUUUAGUGAGUAGACAUGCAUGGGAAAGAGUGCUUUCAGUUUAUAUUCUGGCAGUUUGGGAACGCAGAUUAAACCCUCCUAAAUGCUAUGAAGUUUGUAUGAGGAGAAAAUGAAAAUUCUGUCAGACAGUAACUUCUCAGCACCAGUUCGCACAAAAGGCCUUAGUGAGUGCUCUCUAACAAUUUCUCCAUAUUUCUGUUUCAGUUGAAUGGAUUGCAGCCGUUACGUUUGCUGCUGGAGCGGCAGCCAUUGGAUAUCUUGCUUACAAAAAAUUUAUCAGCAAGGACAGAUGCUGUAAUGGGAUGGUAAAUCUCCAUAUCCAGAAAGAUAACCCAAAGGUAGUUCAUGCAUUUGAUAUGGAAGAUUUGGGGGAGAAAGCUGUGUACUGCCGGUGUUGGAGGUCUAAGAAGGUAAGAGAAGAAAAUGGCAUAUAUCUUGUAACUUUUAAAUUACAAAUUAGCUGAACCCUCCACAGCCAAAGUACUUACUUUUAGUUCAUCAUGAAGAAUCAGAAGGAAUAACUGAAUUAGAAGCAGCCAUUGAAGGAAAGUCCAAUAAUCGGCUAUUUCUAGAAUCAAAGCAAUUUUCCAUAUGAGGAAGGUUUCCUCUUGAGAGCAUGUAACAUAAGAGUAAACACCAUUGAAUAUUGAUGUUUAAGCAUUCAUAUUUUAAGACAACUGAGAGGGGUAGGUUAUAGUGGGAAAAGAAAUAUUGCAACAGGAGAAUAGGUUGUUCAAUGUUAGAAGCAAAAAAGGAAUUAUUAUAGUGUAAAUUGUAGCAGUGGUUGUAUAAUAAAGCAGAAAUGUUGAUCAAAUAUGUUGAAAUACUUUGAUCCUGUCCUUGUUUUCAAGGCCAAAUGUUGAUACUAGUCCUCAGACAAAUGUAUUUUAUUUAUAAUGGCAGGAAUUGAAAAUUGCACUUUUUUGAUGGUCCUGUGAAUGUAAGCAUUUUUGCAAGCCAGGCAGAAUGACCCUGCUCUUCCCCCCCCCCCAGCCCCACCCCACCCCAAUGUGCUGUUUUUGGGAUUCUCCUGACUCUCCAGAAUAGAUUUUGGGGGAGGAGAGGGUAGAAGCCCCAUUGCUGGCUUCUGCUAGUGCAGUGGGUUAGUUGAAUCUAGGUCUAAGUUUAGUACGGACAAGUCUUCUGUCAUAUCAGCACAGGAACUGUGAUACCUUCUGAUGGCCUACUAAAUUACUAGAUGGUAGCAUAGCCAAAUUUCUUCAGCAUUGGCUGUAAACAGCAUUUAACUCAAGACCAUGGUUUGUAUUAAUCAUGGUUUGCUUAGCCAACCAUGUGUUGGUUUCACAGUUAAGAAAAUACACUGUGACUUGGUUCUCCAAAGUGCAACUUGUUUUCCACCUGUGCUGAUCUUGUGGGCCUGUAGUUUGGCAGGUACCUGGGAAGGAAUAGUCAAACAAACCAUGGUUAAGCAAGGCCGUUGGGUUGAGAAAUAAUGCCAACCAUAGUCUUUAAAAUCAGUGAUUUAUAAACCAACUACAAACCAUAGCAUUACAUUCUGAUUUUCUUGCCAGAAAAUAAAUUAUGGCUAUCCACUGGGCUGCAUUCAGAUUUUCAAGUCAACAACACUUAAGCUAAACAAACCAUGACUUGGUAUAAAUCAGGCCACUCUUAGGUUUCCUUGUUGUUUGUGAAUUGCUAUUUGCUGUAUAUAAAAAAGUAAAUUUAAGGCAUUUUUUCCUCCCUAGUUUCCAUUAUGUGAUGGGUCUCAUACAAACCAUAAUGAUGAAACGGGAGACAAUGUGGGACCUCUGAUCAUCAAGAGAAAAGAUGCAUAAAUGAUGAAUGAUGUGGACACCGCACAAACAACCAUAUUGCAGUGUUUUCUGCUCACUUGUAAUUGGUGUAAAAAUGAGGUCUUAAGUCAUUUCACUGAAGAUUUUUAGAUGUGUGGUAUACAGUAUGCUGCAACUGAUAUAAUUCAUGGUGUUUGCCUUGCUUAAACACUACAAUGUAUGUUAGGAAUGAAUACUUGUGACCUUGCUUUUGUUUUGUCUUGUAAAAUGUACAUUCUCAUUAAGUGUAUUAAAAAAAAAGACCUUUCGAAUGUACUCAGAACUAUGUAUGGGAAGAUAAUACAUUAAAUUAUUUUCAAAUAA
This is a messenger RNA of Podarcis lilfordi (Lilford's wall lizard), 5954 nucleotides long. NCBI's taxonomy places the organism in Eukaryota, Metazoa, Chordata, Lepidosauria, Squamata, Lacertidae. The record is from the annotation of a GenBank genome assembly.